UUACUGGUAAAUGUAUUUGAAACUCUGAAGCAGUCUGUUUUCAUAAUGGCAUCUAGCAAGUGUGCAGGAGAAUUUACGGAGGAAUUUAUUUGCCCAGUUUGUCUUGAACUUUUAAAUGCCCCAGUGAUUCUGGAGUGUGGGCACAAUUUCUGUAAGUCUUGUAUUAACAGAGUAUGGGAGAGUCAGAAACAACCUUCCUGUCCUGAGUGCAGAGAAGAAUGCACAGCCAGAAAAUAUGCACUGAACAGGCUACUGGCAAAUGCGAUUAAAAUGGUGCAAAUACAGUGCCAGAAAGAAGGACCUAAUCCAUAUCAGAAAGACCAGCUCUGUAUGAAACAUAAACUAAAGCUUGAGUUAUUCUGUAAAGAGGAUGAAUCUUUAGUUUGCUCACUGUGUGUUCCAGAACAUCCUGGUCACACCUUCUUUACAGUGCAGAAAGCACUCGACAAGUACAAGGACAAUCUGACAGCAUCUCUAUCCCAUCAGCAGUCAAGUCUAAAGCAUCUUAAAGAAAUACAGUGCCAGCAAGAAAUGAAGGUAUCGGAAAUCACAGCCCAUGCCAGAAGUUUACAGCUGCAUGUAAGAUCAGAAUUUGCCAAGCUUCAUCAGUUUCUCCAGGAGAAGGAAGAAAAUCUGUUUCAACAGCUAAAGGAGGAAGAAACAGGAAUUCUGAAAGAGAUGGAGGAAAACCUGAGAAAAAUUAAAGAAGAUAUUAAUGCUGUUCAGGAAUCUGUCGCUAAUAUUCAGUUACAGUUGCAGCAACAGGACGCACUGACUUUUCUAAAGGAAAUCAAGUCAUUUAUACUGAGACUCUCAAAAGACCAGAAACAGAGUGAUGUCCCAAAUGUUGUAGCCCAAGAAAUGAGUCUCGGGGUAUACAAAGGCCCCCUGCAGUAUGGUACAUGGAAGGAAAUGAAAUCCAUCCUUAAUCCUGGUCUCUCUAAUCUUGUAUUGGACGCAAAGACAGCACACCCUAAUCUUAUUAUAUCCGAUGACCUGACCAGCAUAGAACAUGGUAAUAAAAGACAGAAGCUCCCUGACUACACUGAAAGGUUUGAUGGCUGGUACUGUGUGCUGGGAUCAGAGGGAUUCAUGUCAGGUAGGCACUACUGGGAGGUAGAGGUGAAGAACAAGACUGAGUGGUGUGUGGGUGUUGCCAAAGAGUCCAUCGACAGGAAAGGAUUCAUCUUACCAAGCCCUGAGAAAGGAUACUGGACUUUGUAUCUUAGCAAUGAGAAGACUGGGUAUGUAGUAUGGGAUACACCACCAAGGCGUCUCAGACUUGGGGAGACACCCCAGAGGAUCGGAGUGUAUCUGGACUAUGAGGGUGGACAGGUGUCAUUUUAUAAUGCUGACAACAUGUCCCAUCUCUACACUUUCACUGACACCUUCACUGAGAGACUCUAUCCUUUAUUCAACCCUUAUACUAAUGCUGGGGGUAGUAAUGCAAAACCCCUGAAGCUCAUUUACUUAAAAUUAUAGUUCUGACUGAAAACUCUUGGUGUACUGACAUGGAAGAUAAAAUGUUUCUACUGUAUGAAAAGUAUGUUCGUAAACUCAACACAGAGAAUGAAACAGUACAAAAACUGAAGCAGAUUUACUGUCUGACAACCUUAAUGUGAAGGGAGAAUAUUAAAGAAUAACAGCCUUCACAGAGAAACAAAAACACAUGAUGGCAAAGUAUUUUUGAGAUGAUAUUCUGUUAAAUAAAUUGUGCUGUUAUUUUAAAUUAGCUGUUUGAAUUGUGCAAUGUUCUACGUAUUUCUUAAGACAUUCUAAUUAAUUUUAAAUCUUGAAUUGAAGGUCUGAGCAUUAAUAAUGUUUUGACAUGUAAUAUAGAAUUGGCAUAAGUUUUAGCAACACAUGACUUUACUUUUCAAAGUCUGUACUCUUUUAAAAUUAUCUUGAAUAUGAAACCUGUAUAAAUAAACCACAAUUCUAAUUUA
This is a messenger RNA of Protopterus annectens (West African lungfish), 1946 nucleotides long. RefSeq names its product zinc-binding protein A33-like. Lineage: Eukaryota; Metazoa; Chordata; Ceratodontiformes; Protopteridae. Gene Ontology annotation, molecular function: zinc ion binding; protein binding. The record is from RefSeq and is a predicted model, not a curated record. The transcript has 6 exons. The coding region runs from base 46 to 1482 and encodes 478 amino acids.